GAUAUGGAAUGUUUUGGUGGAGAAAGAUAAAGAUACAUUGUUCAAAAGAUAUAAAAACAUGACAAAUUCUGAAGCCUGUAUAUCGAUAUGAAGAUGUGAUACACUCACUCACAACUAUGUUUGAUUCUGCAGUUCCAAUCAUCGAUUUCCAGCCAUUUCUUGAUGGUACAGGAAAAACAGAAACUGGUCUGAAGAUGGUUCAAGUGAUGAGGGAUGUUGGUUUCAUGUACAUCAUCAAUCAUGGGAUCGAAAUAAAUGAUCAAAAGCGUCUCUUUGAAUGGAGCAAGAAAUUUUUCAAAAUGGAUAUCACACAGAAACAAAAAUGUCCACACCCUAUAAAUGGUGCACAUCAUCGUGGUUGGUCUUCAAUUGGUAAAGAAAAAGUUGUUCAAAUGGUUUUCGAUGAAGCAAAAAUCGAGGAACUCAGAAAAGUCCCAGAUGUGAAGGAGUCAUUUGAUCUCGGGAACCCGAAUAAUUCAUAUUAUCCUAAUAUUUGGCCAAAAGAUGAUGAUAUUCCUGGGUUUAAAGAAUACUGCUUAUACUACUUCAAAGUUUGUGAUGAAACUAGUAAAAAAAUUCUUAGGGCAAUAUCUUUAGGGUUAGGUUUGGAAGAAGAGUAUUUGGUCUCUUUCCAUACAGCUUCUGACAACCAACUAAGACUUUUGCACUAUCCUUCAACUGAUGAAUUAUCUUUGAAGAGUGGUAAAUCUGAAAGAAUAGCUGCUCAUACUGAUUUUGGAACAUUGACAAUACUGUUACAAGACGAAUGUGGUGGAUUACAAGUGGAAGAUCCCAAAAACCCUGGAGUCUUUUCACCUGCACCUUAUGUUCCAGGAUCUUUGGUUGUUAAUACAGGAGACUUUUUGAUGAGAUGGUCAAAUGAUGUGCUAAAAUCCACUCUUCAUAGAGUUACUGCUCCUCCUGUUGACUCCUCAACAGGAGUUUCCAAAGAACGCUUUUCGAUUCCUUACUUUGUCUCUGCAGAUAAGAACCGUGUAAUUGAUGCUCUCCCUGGCACUUUUUCAGAGGAGAAUCCAAAGAAAUACGAGCCUAUCACAGCUGGAGAUUAUCUCGAUAGAAGAUUAAAUGCAACCUACUAA
Hansenula anomala is the source of this 1100-nucleotide messenger RNA. Its product is annotated as isopenicillin N synthase family dioxygenase. NCBI's taxonomy places the organism in Eukaryota, Fungi, Ascomycota, Saccharomycetes, Phaffomycetales, Wickerhamomycetaceae. The record is from RefSeq and is a predicted model, not a curated record. Bases 117 to 1100 code for a protein of 327 amino acids. The transcript has a single exon.